AUGGUGCGAGUUAUCAUCAAAGGAGGUGUUUGGAAAAACACAGAGGAUGAAAUCCUCAAAGCUGCAAUAAUGAAGUAUGGUAAAAACCAAUGGAGUCGAAUUGCUUCCUUGUUACACAGAAAGUCUGCAAAGCAAUGCAAAGCUCGUUGGUUCGAGUGGCUCGAUCCUGGAAUCAAAAAAACAGAAUGGUCUCGUGAAGAAGAUGAGAAACUACUCCACCUUGCUAAACUGAUGCCUACUCAAUGGAGAACUAUUGCCCCGAUUGUUGGACGAACAUCAGCCCAGUGCCUCGAACGUUAUGAGCACUUGCUUGAUGAAGCCCAGCGAAAAGCUGAAGGUCUCGAUGAGGAAGCAACGGAAGCGAGAAAACUGAAACCAGGAGAAAUUGAUCCAACUCCUGAAACUAAACCAGCUCGUCCGGACCCAAUUGAUAUGGAUGAUGAUGGUUCGUAUUUUGUCUCAUUAAAAUGCCAAUUUGUUAUAUUUUCAGAACUUGAAAUGCUGUCUGAGGCUCGUGCUCGCUUGGCGAACACUCAAGGAAAAAAAGCAAAACGGAAGGCUCGUGAACGUCAACUUUCCGAUGCUCGCCGUUUGGCCUCUCUUCAGAAACGUCGAGAGAUGCGAGCUGCAGGCUUGGCUUUUGCUCGCAAAUUCAAACCGAAACGGAACCAAAUCGAUUACAGUGAAGAGGUUUUGCUUUGUAUCUUAAUUGACGUCUUUCAUACAGCUUUGUUCCAGAUUCCGUUCGAAAAACACGUUCCGGCCGGAUUUCACGAUCCAUCGGAGGACAAAUAUGUCGUGGAGGAUGCUAACCAGCGAGCUAUUGACGACCAUCAGAAACCACGCGGACGUGAAAUUGAAAUGGAGAUGAGACGCGAAGAUCGGGAGAAGUUGAAGAAGCGAAAGGAGCAAGGAGAAGCGGACGCAGUCUUCAAUAUCAAGGAAAAGAAACGAUCAAAGUUGGUGUUGCCAGAGCCUCAAAUUUCCGAUCGCGAGCUCGAACAAAUCGUUAAAAUCGGACACGCAUCAGACAGUGUACGUCAAUACAUCGAUGACACUGCUACAAGUGGACUUCUCACGGACUACACUGAAUCGGCAAGAGCAAAUGCUGUGGCUGCCCGAACUAUGCGAACACCAAUGCCUAAAGACACGAUUCAGAUGGAAAUUGAGAAUAUAAUUGCACUUCAAAACACAGAAUCAGUUCUCAAGGGAGGAAUAAACACUCCAUUGCACGAAUCAGAGCUAGGGAAAGGCGUUCUUCCAACACCGAAAAUUGUGGCGACUCCAAAUACUGUCCUUCAUGCAAUUGCAGCAACACCAGGAACUCAAUCCCAAAUAGGAGGUACUCCUGGAUUCGCUACUCCAGCCGGUAGUGUUGCUGCUACACCAUUCCGAGAUCAGAUGCGCAUUAAUGAGGAAAUCGGAGGUUCGGCUUUGGAGCAAAAAGCCAAUCUGAAACGAGCUUUGGCUAGUUUGCCUACUCCGAAAAACGAUUUCGAAAUUGUUGGACCAGACGAUGAUGAAGUUGAAGGAACCGUGGGAGAUGAUGAUAAUGAGAAAGACGAAGAGGGAUGGAUUGAGGAUGCCUCGGAGCGAGCUGAAAAGCAUGCAAAGAGAAAUGCUGCAAUUCGUAUUCGUAAUCUUAAAAUGAGAUCGCAAGUUGUUCAGAGGGAUCUACCAAAGCCGUCAAAGGUCAACGAGCUAGCUAUGCGUCCAACCAAUGCUUCAGGAGACCUUCCAAAAGCUGAUGAUUUGAUUAAGCUUGAAAUGAGCAGACUUCUCGCUUGGGAUGUGGACAACAAAGCCCCAGAGGUGAUUUACUCCCGUGAUGAUUUGGAUGCAGCCGCUGAACUCAUCAAACAAGAAGCCGCUGCUGGUCCCGAGAUGAACGCUAUGAUGUGGAAAGUGGUUGAACAAUGUACAUCCGAGAUGGUUCUCAGCAAGGAUAAGUUCACUCGUAUCGCUAUUUUGCCAAGAGAAGAACAAAUGAAAGCAUUGAACGACGAAUUCCAAAUGUACAGAGGAUGGAUGAAUCAACGAGCGAAGCGAGCUGCCAAAGUUGAGAAAAAGUUACGAGUGAAGUUGGGAGGAUAUCAGGCGAUCCAUGACAAGCUCUGCAAAAAGUUCCAGGAAGUUACUAACGAAAUCGAACUGUCGAAAAUCGAGAAGGCAACGUUUGAGCGUCUUGGCGAGCACGAACUGAAGGCUAUCAACAAACGUGUAGGACGACUUCAACAAGAAGUUCAAACCCAGGAAGUUCGAGAGAAGGAGCUUCAGAAAACAUACUCAAAACUUUCAAACAAGCAGUGGAAGUUGUCACAAAUCGAGAUUCAUGAUGCGGCUUCAACCACUUCUGCUCCGAUAAACUACUAA
Messenger RNA from Caenorhabditis briggsae, 2373 nucleotides. NCBI's taxonomy places the organism in Eukaryota, Metazoa, Nematoda, Chromadorea, Rhabditida, Rhabditidae. Gene Ontology annotation, molecular function: RNA polymerase II transcription regulatory region sequence-specific DNA binding; DNA-binding transcription factor activity, RNA polymerase II-specific. Gene Ontology annotation, cellular component: spliceosomal complex; Prp19 complex. The transcript is spliced from 6 exons. Gene Ontology annotation, biological process: mRNA splicing, via spliceosome; regulation of transcription by RNA polymerase II. The record is from RefSeq and is a predicted model, not a curated record. Bases 1 to 2373 code for a protein of 790 amino acids.